Messenger RNA from Pelagomonas calceolata, 743 nucleotides. The record is from the annotation of a GenBank genome assembly. Lineage: Eukaryota; Pelagophyceae; Pelagomonadales; Pelagomonadaceae.
CCCGCCAUCCGCAAGCUGCAGAAGAGUGUCCAGGGGUAUUGUAGGCAUCCGCCGUGGGGCGACCUGUACGAACCUCACUUGGCUAGCGUUGUAAGACACUAGCAAACAUGCAAGCCGAGCACCGCAGCCUCACGCCGUCGCAUUGGUCGAAUAGCGCACCAAGAGCAUGCGUUUCCUACUUCUCGCAACGCUGGCGCAGCACACGCACGGACUCACCCUCCCGCGACGACGCCUGGGACAACUGAGUGCUGCAGCAGCAGUGGCAGCAAUCAACAGGCCAGCACGAGCGGCGCGCAUCAAUAGCGAGGGCUUCGCCUUCGACGCGCCCGACGGCUUCGAGGCGAAGCCCAAGCCGGUCAAAACGCACGCCGCCGAGGUGUUGUACAAGAACGGCAAGCGGGAAAUUGGGGUCGUCGUCGACCGCGUGCGCAUCGAGCAGCUGUCGGACUUCGGCACGCCGGCAUUUGUGGGAGACAAGGUCGUGGCCUCGGAGCGCGAGCGCGACGGCGUCACGGCCGCCGAGCUGUCGAAGGCGACGGAGCUGGUCGUCGACGGCCAGACGUACUACGAGCUCGCUUAUAGUAAUGAGUCGUCGCGGGGCAACAACAACUUUUUGAGCCGCGUCGCCGUGCGCGGCGGGCGGUUGUACGUGAUGACGCUCAAGGCGCGCGUCGACGACGCGGGCGCGCUGCCCGAGCUGAGAGCUGUUGCCGAGAGCUUUCGGGUAAGUGGAUUGUAGUGAU